AUGCGUCGCUUUACCGUACGCCGCUCUACACCUCGCUUCAUGGUAUCUGAUAACGGAUCAACAUUCAUUGCAGCAGCAAAUGAACUAACUAAAUUGAUGAACGAUCGAACUGUUCAACAACAUCUCUCCAUCAACAAAAUCACAUGGCGGUUUAAUCCGAAACGCAUGCCUUGGGCAGGUGGACUGUUUGAAAGGAUGAUAUCAAUAACAAAGAAGUGUAUACGCAAGGUAUUGGGGAAGGCUAACGCAAGUUUUAUUGAAUUAUCAACUUUAUUAUCCGAAGUGGAAUCUGCAGUAAAUGACAGACCUUUGACUUAUCUGUCGCCAAGUGUUGAUGAUUUAUCACCCCUGACGCCAUCCCAUCUCCUAAAUGGUCGUCCACUACGAAGUCUGCUUCAAAUCAAUGCCAGUGACCCUAAUCCUAAUUUCGAACUGAAUAACAUUACUGCUAACAAUCGAGUGCAGUACCUCUCUACAUUGCAGAAUGGUUUCCGCAAACGCUGGGUAAAUGAAUAUCUGACUUCCCUUACUGAGCGACACUUGUACGAAAUUAAGGGAACCACAUCAAAUCGUAUUUGUGUUGGAGAAAUUAUUUUGAUACACGAAGAUGUUACUAAACGUGUGACAUGGCAGCUAGCACGAGUUACCCAACUUCUACCUGGAGCUGAUGGAAUUGUUCGUGUUGUUGAAUUAAAAACCAAGCAUGGUAAGACUAAUCGACCGGUACCUCGCCUAUACCCGCUUGAACUGAAUGCAGAAACUCCUGAGAACUUACCUGUUCUAAUCACUAAAGAAACGGACAAUUACUUGCCUGUUGCCACUGACAACGAAAUAUACUCUUUGAACACAGUAAGACCCUUGAAAUCGAAAAGGGCUGCUGCGAUACAGGCCGCUGAACGAAUUCACUUACUACAAGAUGAGAAUCUUGUAUAA
This is a messenger RNA of Saccoglossus kowalevskii, 933 nucleotides long. RefSeq lists its product as uncharacterized. Lineage: Eukaryota; Metazoa; Hemichordata; Enteropneusta; Harrimaniidae. Gene Ontology annotation, molecular function: nucleic acid binding. The record is from RefSeq and is a predicted model, not a curated record. Gene Ontology annotation, biological process: DNA integration.